AUGUCCACUGACUCUGGUCAGAUUGAAUCCAGUUCCAAAAUCUCGCCGUCAGACGAGAAGCAGAGAGAUUCCAAUCGCGCUGCGGUCUACACUCCAUCCUCCACUCCACCCUCCGAAGCUCCACAGCGGGCCCAGUCCCCCGAAAGCAUGGCUGAUUCCUCCGCACCCACCUCUGGGGCUGCCGAAACCAAACACGAGGUCGAGCCAUCUGGCGACAAUAGCGCUGUCAAGUCAGAUGCAAAGCCAUCCGUGCCUGUUCCAGACACUUCCUCCCAGAAGGCCGCAUGCAAGAAGCACCCAGUGAAGGAAUCUGGCACCAGUCGCAAGCGUGAUGGGAAAAAGAAGACCCACAAGCAAAACAAAUCCUCCUCGUUGACCAGCGAAAGUUCUUCUGAAUCGACCUCAUCAUCUGACAGCUCUGAUGCCAGUGAUGCCGAUUCCGAUUCCGAUACUACUGACUCCCAGUCCACCUCUGAGUCUGAUGAGGCCGACAAGAAAAGGCGAAGACAGCGAGGAAAGAAAACCAAGAAGGUGCCAAAGGGAAGUAGUAGAAAGAAAAAAUCUUCUCGGUCGCACUACCAAGCAGAGUCAGAGUCCGAUCCUGACGAUAGUGAUGAUGGCAACUCCUCCCUCGACGAAAAGACCUUGAAAAAGCUCGUGACCAAACUCAAGGCAAAGAGAAAGGCCAAGAUCCAUUCUAAAGACUCAUCUGAGGAACAGGAGGAAGAUGAUGAUGACUCUGAUUCGGAUAACAUAGCACUUCUUCUGGCCAAGGAGAGAUUGGCGGUCAUUAGACUCAAGCUAGCCGAUGGACGUCAGGCCAAAAAUCGCGGCAAAAGGGGUUUAGGAGAAGGCCAACCAGACGGCCAGAAAAGCUCACAGAAGUCCAAGGGCAAGAAGAAACCGGCCUCCAAAGUAGCUUACAAGCGGGUAGAUCAAUUAUGGGACAAUACAAUCCACAACUACAAGCUGACAGAGACUGUCAAUGAUCCCGAUGCCAACGAAUGGGACCAAUACAUCUUCACUGUCCGUCGCAAGUUUAACUGGGAAAACAAGUAUGUGGAGACAGUUGUUGAUAUCAAGAGCAAACACCUCCGGGAUGCCUUGUCCAAGGUUAUGGAUGGUGUCAAGGGUGUGAGCUUAGUACAAGAGACUGCUGUUGUCGACCCCAAUAUGCUUUUCUUAUAUCUCGAGGAAACGCGUCAGCACAUGAAUGAUCUGAAGCAGCUUGCCAAAACCGAGAAAAAGAAAAAGGCGAAAAAGGUGGCUGCGUUAAAGGUAGCUCACCUCAAAAUCCUCAUCAAGUAUCUGGACGCCGACUAUUCUGAGACAAAAAAGACACUGUACCCAUUGCUGGAGGCCAACAUGAUCACUUUCGAUUUGCUGUGGGCGCUGUUCAAACCAAACACAAUUGCAUACUCCCCGACCUAUGGGAACCAGGAUGAACCGCGCGCCUUCAAAAUUGAGUAUGCAACAAAGGAGUCAUCCUUCAUGAAGGGCCAGUGGUAUAGCAUCGAAGGCCGCUAUCUGGAAUACGACGGCAAGGCUUUUGGUAUGGGAACAAUGUCAGCAGACGUGGAGGCCUUUAAAGGAGCUCGCAAGAUCACCAGCCUCGCAUGCUACCCGCUCAAAUACCAUCGUGAGGCAGACGACGUCAGAGUCAAAUUGAUCGAACGGGGCAAGAAAUUUGUAUCUCUUAGGGGUAUGAACUAUCGGUUUCACAAGGGCAUGGCAUUUUUCAAGAAGAAGCGCAAUGUUAUCAAGGUCAAUAUCAAUGGACGGGUGAUGAUUGAUCCCGCUAUUCACCGCCGUAUCAACCCCAAUUAUCCCAUUAGCACUGUCCGUCCUAAAGACCCUGAUCUUCUAGGUGGUUCUGAUGAUGAUGCCAGCGAUGAUGGGUGUGGCUGUGCGUUGGGAUCUGAUUCAGAUCAGGAUUCAAACCACCGUCGGGACUCUGAUACUCCCCAGCACAUGUACAAAGUCAUCCAAGAUAAAGAGGGCAAGCCACAUGUGGUGGAGGUCGAACUGGAUGAAAAUGGAAAUGAGAUCCAAAAGGAGAAGAUGGAUGACGUUCAGGAUCCUUCGGAUCGGGAGUUCAGCGAGGAGGAGCUGCUGAUCGCCAGCCCCGUCGUCCUAGGGUUUGCCUUUAGUGAGAAGCUGUGGUUAGAAUUCAGUAUCUCAGGCGUCAGUGAGAUUGACUGGAACGAGAAGGCAUUUGACUCACUGGUCCUCCCUGAUAACCAGAAGUCUAUCGUCAAGGCACUGGUUGAAUCCCACACGUUCCGCGCCGCACAGAAUAUUGACGACGUCAUUCAGGGCAAGGGUAAGGGACUUGUCGCUGUGCUCCAUGGCCCACCAGGUACAGGCAAGACCCUUACUGCCGAAGGAAUCGCAGAGCUUCUCAAACGUCCGCUAUACAUGGUGAGUGCAGGAGAGCUCGGAACUGACUCGCGAACUCUGGAGGGCGAGCUCAACAAGAUUCUGGACAUCGCACACUCCUGGGGAGCCGUGCUUUUGCUCGACGAGGCAGACAUCUUCCUUGAGAAGCGCACAAUUCAGGAUAUCCAUCGCAAUGCGCUGGUCAGCAUCUUCCUUCGUCUUCUCGAGUAUUUCCAGGGCAUCCUCUUCCUUACCACGAACCGGGUAGAGACUUUCGACGACGCCUUCCAGUCCCGUAUUCAUGUAGCAUUGCGGUACGGAGAUCUCACCACCAAGGCCAAGCGAAGCGUGUGGAAGAUGUUCUUGGAACGCGUGCAAGCCAUGGAAGGUUUGCAAACUGCGAAGUUCACUGAGAAAGACUUUGAUGCACUGGCCCGCCAUAAUUUGAACGGGCGUCAGAUCAAAAACUCGGUCCGCACCGCCCAAGCUCUCGCUGUCAACGAACAAUCUCCCUUGUCCAUGGAGCACAUCAAACGUGUACUGGAAGUAGCCGAAACCUUCGAUCACGAUCUCCGCGGUGGAACGGGAUACAUGGAUGCUAUGAGAAGCUACACUUAA
Messenger RNA from Aspergillus wentii DTO 134E9, 2997 nucleotides. RefSeq names its product ATP-binding protein. Gene Ontology annotation, molecular function: ATP hydrolysis activity; ATP binding. The record is from RefSeq and is a predicted model, not a curated record. NCBI's taxonomy places the organism in Eukaryota, Fungi, Ascomycota, Eurotiomycetes, Eurotiales, Aspergillaceae. The coding region runs from base 1 to 2997 and encodes 998 amino acids. The transcript is spliced from 3 exons.